Rhinichthys klamathensis goyatoka is the source of this 1100-nucleotide messenger RNA. Its product is annotated as E3 ubiquitin-protein ligase TRIM21-like. The record is from RefSeq and is a predicted model, not a curated record. Gene Ontology annotation, molecular function: zinc ion binding; protein binding. The transcript has 4 exons. The coding region runs from base 9 to 1091 and encodes 360 amino acids. Lineage: Eukaryota; Metazoa; Chordata; Actinopteri; Cypriniformes; Leuciscidae.
UGUCAGCCAUGGCGUCCUCCCGUGAUCCUCCAGUGUUCUGUGACAUCUGUGAUGAAAGAAAGCAGAAAGCUGUGAAGACCUGCCUGACGUGUCAAAGCUCUUACUGUGACUCUCAUCUGGAGCCUCAUCACAGAGUCCCGCGUCUAAAGAAACACACACUGAUCAACGCUGUGGAAAAUCUGGAGGAUUAUAUAUGCCAGAAACACGAGAGACCUCUGGAGCUGUUCUGUAGAGAUGAUCAGACGUGUGUUUGUCUGUCCUGCACUGAAGGAGAACACAGGACUCACAACACUGUUCCUAUAGAGGAGGAGAGUCGAGAGAAGAAGACUGCCGUUCGUCAGAUGAUCCAGGACAGAAUGAAGAUGAUUCAAGAGAUCCAGCACUCAGUAGAGCUGAGAAAGAGAUGUCGGUCUGAUCGGAUGGAGAUGAUAGAGGGACAGCAGAAAGCAGCAGAGAAACAGACUGAAGAUCUCAUUAAAGAGCUGCAGCAGGAAAUCACUGAGCUGGAGCAGCUCUCACACACUGACGAUCAUCUCCAUCUCAUACAGUCAGUGGAUGUGACUCUGGAUCCUGAUACAGCGCAUCCACAUCUCAUCCUGCCUGAUGAUGGAAAACAAGUCAGUGAUGGAGACAUUGAGCAGGACGUCCCAGAAAACCCAAAGAGAUUUGAUAAGAGUCUUUGUGUUCUGGCAAAGGAGGGAUUCAGUUCAGGGAGAUUUUACUAUGAGGUGCAGGUGAAGGGAAAGACUGAGUGGGAUUUAGGAGUGAUCAGAGAAUCCAUUAACAGGAAGGGGACGAUCAGACUGAGUCCUGAGGAUGGAUUCUGGACUGUGGCUCUGAGGAAUGAGGAUCAUUAUAUAGCUUGUGAAAGUUCAUCUGUCUCUUUAUCUCUGAGAGUGAAACCUGAGAAGGUUGGUGUGUUUGUGGAUUAUGAGGAGGGUCUGGUCUCUUUUUAUGACGUGGAGUUCAGAUCUCAUAUCUACUCUUUCACUGCUCAGACUUUCACUGAUAAACUCUAUCCAUAUUUCAGCCCAGGCGAUAAUGAUGAAGGUAAAAACUCAAACCCACUGAUCAUCACUCCUGUCAGUUAAAAUUAAAAA